Salvelinus sp. IW2-2015 is the source of this 6189-nucleotide messenger RNA. Its product is annotated as terminal nucleotidyltransferase 5A-like. Gene Ontology annotation, biological process: mRNA stabilization. The record is from RefSeq and is a predicted model, not a curated record. Gene Ontology annotation, molecular function: poly(A) RNA polymerase activity; RNA binding. NCBI's taxonomy places the organism in Eukaryota, Metazoa, Chordata, Actinopteri, Salmoniformes, Salmonidae.
CUCACAAUAUGUUGUUGCUGGAUAUUUUUCAAAUGACUCAUAGAUUUGGUUGGGAUAGUACUCCAACGUUUUCCUCUUUCCCAUAGAGGGCGGUAUGGCAAUGUCAACUCAAAGGUAGGCUUUUGCUCCACAAUUUCUGUAUGGUCCAUGAAAUCCUGCAAGUCCAAAUAACUCUUUAUUGUGAAAACCUUACAUCUCCUAUAAAUUACGACUUAAAAUAAUGCGAUUUCAACUCGAAGGAGGACACAUUAGGCUAUUGUAUUUUCAAUUAACUGUGCUUGCAUUUCAUAAGAGACUAUACGAAACUGUCAUUUUAUUUGCGUAUAUAAAUGACAUCUAUCAAUAUGGUCACGGCUGUAGUAACAUAGCAAGCGUAGAAAGACGCCUGUGCGGUGUCCCUCUCGUUUCCCUAGAAAAACGGAAAGUUAGGUUAAAUUCUGUAUACCUGAAAACCGGCACAUUUUUGCCAACGCCGCUAUAGUGCGGCUGUAGUAUGAAGUCCGAUUUGCUAUUGGUGAGCACAGAUUUCGCUGUAACUUUAUUUUUUAUGUUUAUGGCACCUGCUAUUCCCAGGUGGUCUCCGGUCCCGGUACUAACCAGGCCGAUGGUAUGGCCACGAGUAUAUAUUUUUUGUCCCCGAAUUAGGUCCCUUGGCUCAUCUCUGCAACUACUCAAUGCGAUCGGGAGAGGUGAAGGUUGAGUCAUGUGUCCUCCGAAAACAUGACCCUCCUGGCCGCCUACCUCUGCUCAACACUGCUCGCUUAAACCGGAUGUUAGCCGCACCAAUGUGUCGGAGGAGCCAAGGAAAGCCCCACCGGCCAAACCAUCCCCUACCCCGGACAUCGCUGGGCCAAUUGUUCGCAGUUCUAUCGGGGCCACGGCCAGUUACGACAAAACCUGGGAUCAAAUCCCAGGCUGAUGUCGCUCAAACUUAUCUUCGUUCAAAUGAUAAGGGGGUUGUACAUAUCAUGUGACAUUCCUAAAACUGUACCUGCCUUUCAGCGAGAAGCGACGCCCACAAGCCAAGCACAAUGGAUCGGUAACGGUUAACUUUGAUGGAAAACAAAAGUAGCCAAACUAAACCACAUCCGUUUCACGUGACAAGUUACAUGGAAGGCUUUAAGAAUUUAUUGGAGACGAAAAGUGAACCAAAUAUUUAGAAGUUGCGCGUCACAAUCCACGGGGAUUCCACAGAGGGCUGAUCACUGCAGAACUGCGUAUUCAUGCAAAUUCAAAAAAUCAUAGGCGUGCCUUAGGAGAUGGAGUCACAGCCCGAACACAGAACUCCUGGUAUACCAACGAGCACCAAAGACGGUGAUGCGCACAGCUCGGAUACACUGAGUGACAACCGACGAGGAAACGUUUCACGCUCUUUAAAGAAAGGAAAAAGGAAGAAGUGACGACUAUCUUUUUAGAGAAGAUCUUAUUUACUGACUUCCCUUAUCUCACGACAGAAGACGCGCGAGUCAUCCGGAGUACGCAGCUGUCAUUUCUUUACUGCGCAUUGAGUAGCCUAGCCUAUUUCGCCUUGAUUUGAUUUAUGUUACAGUAUAAUAUAGAGGAGAUACUGCACUCUGACUGAAGAUACCGAUGUGGAUGAAGUUGACAUUGCCCCUCUAUAGCCUACUGUCACUGCGCGUAAAAUCCACAUUUGGAUACGGACCUGUCGCUAAAGAAACUUUAUAGUCAAUUGCCGUUUUAAUUUUCUCCACAAUGUCUGAAGAAGUUAAUAGCUGCACUGGUGCUAGUACUAUAACUGAGGUUGAAAGCAGAAAUAUCAGCGUUCUCAGCUGGGAACAAGUGCAGCGUCUUGAUGCCAUCCUGACCGAGACCAUUCCCAUCCACGGCCGGGGAAACUUCCCCACUUUGGAGAUGAAACCCCGACAAAUAGUGAAGGUGGUGCGUAGUCGCAUGGAGGAGAGGAAUAUCCACGUCCGGGACGUGCGGCUAAACGGGUCUGCUGCAAGCCACGUUCUUCAUGAGGAUAGCGGACUAGGCUACAAGGACCUUGACCUAAUCUUUUGCGCGGAUAUGAAAGGGGAAAGUGAUUUUCAGAUUGUGAAGGAUAUCGUUUUGGACUGUCUCCUGGACUUCUUACCUGACGGGGUGAAUAAGCAGAAAAUAUCACCAUUGACUUUAAAGGAAGCCUAUGUGCAGAAGAUGGUGAAGGUGUGCAAUGACUCAGACCACUGGAGCCUCAUCUCUCUCUCCAACAACAGAGGCAAGAACGUGGAGCUCAAGUUCGUAGACUCUCUGAGGCGGCAGUUUGAGUUCAGCGUGGACUCCUUCCAGAUCAAGCUGGACUCCCUGCUGCUGUUCUAUGAAUGCUCUGAGAACCCCAUGACCGAGACCUUCCACCCCACCGUCGUGGGCGAGAGUGUGUUUGGGGACUUUGGUGCUGCCCUCGACCACCUACGCCAGAAGGUGAUCUGCACCCGCAACCCAGAGGAGAUCCGGGGCGGCGGCCUGCUCAAGUACUGUCACCUGCUGGUAAGGGGCUUUCACGCCGACUCCGAGACAGAGAUGAAGUCCCUGCAGCGGUACAUGUGCUCGCGCUUCUUCAUCGACUUCUCGGAUAUCAGCGAGCAGCAGCGCAAGCUGGAGUCCUACCUGCAAAACCACUUUGUGGGCCUGGAAGACCGCAAGUACGACUACUUGAUGACCCUGCAUGGGGUGGUCAACGAGAGUACGGUGUGCCUGAUGGGACAUGAGAGGCGGCAGACACUGGGGCUGAUCGCCAUGCUGGCGGUGCGCGUGCUGGCCGAGCAGAACGUCAUCCCAAACGUGGCUAACGUCACCUGCUACUACCAGCCAGCCGCUUACGUGGCAGAUGGUAACUUCAGCAACUACUACAUAGCCCAGGUACAGCCCAUGUUCCCCUGCCAGCAGCAUGCCUACUCCACCUGGCUACCCUGCAACUGACACAGCACAGGGAAAGGAAGGAGUGAGAGAGAAAGAGGGAGAGUCUGGUUCAUUUAUCACUGUAAAGUGUUUUUCAGAUGAAUGAAUGAGACAAAAGGUAUCCCCAUGCCCCACAAUCCUGUAUUGAAUUUAAAUGUGUUAUGUUCUGUUAGAGUGUGAUGGGGGAAAGAAAAUAGCAGCUGGGUCUCAGCUCCUGCGAGGUCAGUCUUAAACCAAUGGCAGGACAGUUUACUGUGAAAAUGCCUGUCUGACACACAACCCAAGCUUGGGAAGUAUGGGAUGGGGUUUUGCCCAAUACAAUGCAAACAAUGAUGGACAAGAAUGAAAGCCGUAACAAUACUUUCAUUGACACUGACCUGGAUUGACUGACUCUGUUGCGAACUGAAAAGGCUGUGGAAUUGAGCGAUAGACGGAACAUAAUGUGGGGCUGCAUCUGUGUUCUGUGGUGUCCAGCUGCCUCCUUGGCCGGAGGAUCCAGGCCCCUUUGCUCUCUGAGGGGUGUGUGGCUUGCACCCUGACGCGCGCUGGGCAAUGUCCCAGCAACACAGGGGUUACUAGAGCACCAUAAAACUCUCUUUAUUUCUGGUGAGGUGAGUUGUCAUCACGAGCUUGGAAUGACAGAAACUACACCUUAACUAGUAAUGAUUGAUAUGAACAUGAUGAUGCGUUUACAAACCAAAGAUUUUUCAUUUAUUGUUUUUAAUACCCAAGUUUGGUGGGGAAGAAAACAAAUGUAUAAUGCUAUCUAUAUUUGUAUAUGUGAACGUGUUUUAAGUGCCUAACGCCUAUCAGUAGUAUAGGCAGAGGAAUAAUGAGCAGCAGGCCAUAUUGUUUUGUGAAUAAAUCCAGUCUGGUUUUCAUCAGGCACACAAGACAAUAGCACCCCAGAGGCUUGUGAAUGUAACCGUAAAAUCCUGAUUCAAAUCCUGAUACAGUCUGUGUUGAUGUCAUAUUUUUUGGAAGACAACAUAUCCCCUUGCAGUCAUAGAGUAUUAGUCGAUGGGGGAGAGAUUGGGGUUUUGCUGUACUUUGUACAAAGUAGUUUGACAGGUUGAUACAAGACCUUGCGUUAACAUUUGCCGAUAUUUUAAACAUUCCAGCUCCAAUUAAUGAUAACAGUACCUCCUCAUAGGUGCGUUGACGCCACGGAGACUAGAGCGUUGUUUGCUGUUGCUCUCCCGUAGUCAUUUUCAGACAAACAAAACUCCACAGGAAUAUUAGCUCGUGCCGUGGUGCAUCUACCGAGAUGGUUUAACAUUGUUUCGUCGUUGUUCAUGUUGACAGCUUUGGUGAGCUUUUCGGAUGUCGGCGUUAAAGAAAGGCGACGUCCUGUCGUUUUCAGUUUCAUCAUAUGGAUCACUGUACAUUCAGUUUCACAUGGUUUCAACUUUACUGUAUUUUGUAUUGGGGGUGCUUCUCUUUUAACUCACCUUUUUGUAGCAAGUUCACAGCAGGCUGAGGGAAUGGAAAAACCUGUGUCGAUAGAAAUGGAUACAGAAGGAGAGAGAGACCGAACGGAUCAAAAGGCGAAGAGACCGUCUGUGUGUUCCGGUGCUGCCUUCUAGUAUGAUAUUCGCUGAGACACCUGUGAUGAUGGGGACAUUAUUUGCUGUAACACCCUAGCAGGGAUUUACGCAGCUGCCAAAGCGGUUGAACUUAUCUGGGCUGUGUCUGUAGUGUAUGCGCUCGCUUUGGGUGGGCUCAAACCUACCAGCAAAUGUUGUGCCAAAUGUUUAUCUGCCGCUUGCCCAGUGUUGAAUGAGUGUUCGGCCWUUUGUCGAUGGGGAGAGAGGUUGAGGAUGUGUUGUUUUUAUAUCGAGGUACAGAUAUUGAGCUGUAGGGGGAAAAAACAUGUGAGGGACAGAGGAAAAUGUGAGAGGCUGGGCUGGGGAGAUAGGUGCAGCUGGUGAAGGGGUUUGUCUUGCUUUCACCACAGACAGACAGACAUACAGACAUACAGUGGUAAUACCUCUUUCUCCCAUCUUAAGAUGACCUAAGCAGAGAGAAUAGGCAGGAGAGAGAGGGGUUCUGGUACACRCAACACAACUUUAGGGAGGUAGCCUAUUAAGCCUAGCUUUACCUCUUAUGUCAGGGCCUCUUCUCUGGGGGACUAAACAGAUAUCCUCGCAUGCCUUAUGAGCUUUGAUAACAUUUCCUGGGUUGGUGCACUGCCAUGCUAUUACUGUAAAUAACCUUUUAAAUGAGGCUAUGCUAUGCUGUAAGGUCCAAGCCCAUUGGGGAAUACUGUCUCAUGCUAAUUCAUGCCAUUUCUCAACAUAACAUCUGAAAUAUGUUCCUCAACUGAUCGGAAUUGAUUUUUGACGUAAAGAUGAAAAUGAACGAUGAUUCAUCACCAGUAUUGUGGAUCUCGGGGUGAGAGACAGUGUUAUUAAAAAUAGCAACAUCGGUGUGCACUAUACAAAUCUAAAGUGUGUAUCUUUUAGAGAAGAAUUAAACGGUGUGUUCACUUUGGGUGGGAUUCCUGGCUUCCCACUUCUGUACAAAUGGGUCAUGUCACACCUCUUUCGGACAUCUUAAGGAAACUACUCUCUUUGUCUCCACUGAUGAGAUCCUACUCUUGUCCUCUCUCCUCUCCCCUCACUCCCAUAAUGUGCAAGCAGUAAUGCAGCUCCCUUAGGGAGAAAGUGAAUGGACAUCUAAUGGAGUUCUACGGGGCGGAGGCACUCCAAAGGGGAUGUGAAUCGACUUCGGUGACCACUGUGUGACCGUAACCCGGGUGGUCAAGAGAACAGAGAGAGAGAUGCACUCGACUCAAAUCAUUCUGUAGACUCCUUUUUCUCUAUUUUGCUAUUUCACACAUUCUGSUCUAACAUUUUUCUUUUUGACUGUGUACAUUUUGAUGAUAUUGUCUGGAUUGUGCAGGCGCUGUGURUUCUCAUCUCUUCUCACUCUGUGAAAUUGGCUCAGAACAGUUAAGCCGGCACCAGUCUACCAUGUAGUUGGCAAGCAACACACAGGCUACUAUGGGUUGCUGCAUUGUCUUGUAUGCAUUGUUUCAACUUUUCACCUCSUAUUCAUGCAGUCUUUUUCAAUCAAACCAACUAAAAUAGAAAAAGAGCCUGCCUCGUAAUUUUUUAUGAUUGUUCUUUUUUAAUAACCGUAUCAGACCAUGUUGCAGCGCUUUGGAGUCUGUGAUCAGUUUGCAAAAUGUCAUUUCUCAGCUUACAUUUUUUUCCCCAGAUCUCGUUAAUGUCUGUUUCGACGAUAAAGGAUGUUUUCAUCAUUAAAAAAAAAAUGAAAACCACA